Acipenser ruthenus (sterlet) is the source of this 15520-nucleotide messenger RNA. It is a transcript of the gene mycbp2, whose product is annotated as MYC binding protein 2. The transcript has 86 exons. Gene Ontology annotation, cellular component: nucleus. The coding region runs from base 452 to 14791 and encodes 4779 amino acids. NCBI's taxonomy places the organism in Eukaryota, Metazoa, Chordata, Actinopteri, Acipenseriformes, Acipenseridae. The record is from RefSeq and is a predicted model, not a curated record.
GUACUGAGUCUAGAUGGAAACCUAUCCCAGCAUGCCUGAUAGUGAAGGCAGGAAAGGAUGGUGAAGCUAAGAUGGCAGCACUGAAGGUGCAGCCUGUCCGGGUUCAAGAAAAAUACAAGGAACAAACAAAAACAAAGGACACGCCACGCAAUUAAAAAAAUAGCAACUGUCAGACAAGGAAACGAGACAGUAUGCCUUGAUAUGGUGGAGUCCCGGAAGUAAUUAUUACAUUAUCGUGCUGAAAAGACGGGAUAUUUCGUUAUUUUCAGAAGGGAGUGUAUAUAUUUUUUUUCAGUUUCAUUUGUAGAUUUGUGUGGAUGAAAUUAUUUUUGUGGCAACAUUUAAACGAUACCUCCUGUAGUUGUACUGUGAUAUUACUGACAGGCUUAACGAGCUGUUAUUUAUAAAUCAUUUUGUUAUAAUAUAUGAAUUGAUCUACAGUACAAGGGUGAUGUGUGCUGCUGCUUCUGCAGCAGGGACUGGUGGGCUUCUGUCAUCCUGUGCGCCUUCUGUGGGGCUGGGUGACAGGGUCGGUUCUGGAGUUGGUUCGGAUUUUUCUAGCAUUGGACCAGGUAUGGGUGCGUGUCCCGGUAUCGGGGCCCAGUCAGAUUGCCGGGGUCGGUACCAGCUGCUUUUGUCGGGGAGAGCACUGGCUGAGAGAUACCGAAGAAUAUACACCGCAGCGAUCAGCGACAAAGAGCAAGGGAUCAAUCAGGGAAGGGGAAAAAAGGCUUUGAACAAGAAAAAACUGAAAAGGAAGCAAAAGGUCAAAUCAAAAGCGAAAACAAGAACAAAGACUGAGAAUCUAGACGGCACUGUCUCUGUGCCAGAUAUCAAACUGCAUAGCAACCCAUCUGCAUUCAACGUGUACUGCAAUGUCCGCCACUGUGUGCUUGACUGGCAACAGAAAGAGGCCUCCCUGGCUUUGGCCUCCAAGAGCUCAGUGCAAAGUGGGGAGUCUGACAGUGAUGAGGAGGAGGAAUCCAAAGAGCCAGCUUUUAAAUUACCUAAGAUCAUUGGGAUCGGACUGUGUGGAGUGUUUGAGCUCAUAAAAGAGACCAGGUUUUCACACCCAUCGCUAUGCUUGAGGACUUUACAGGCUUUGCUGGGCAUGCUGCAGGGCCAGCAGCCAGAGGGGUUUCAGUCUGAGCCUCCUGAGGUUUUAGAGUCCCUGUUUCAUCUUCUUCUGGAAACAACGAUUAGAAGCGCUGGUGUGAAUGACAGCACGGGCCAGGCUCUCACAGCACUCUCCUGUGCAUGUCUGUUCAGCCUUGUGGUUUCCUGGGGUGACACGGGCAAAAUUCUGCAGGCUGUGUCUGCUAUCCUCACCAACAACGGCAGCCAUGCCUGCCAGACCAUCCAGGUUCCGACCAUCCUGAUUGCCCUCCAGAGAAGCGUCCAGGCAGUGCUUGUGGGAAAGGUCCAGAUUCAGGACUGGUUUGGUAAUGGGAUCAAGAAGGCUGCACUGAUGAACAAAUGGGUCCUCAAAGAGGUAUCCAUAGAUGAUGACGACCAGUGCCUGCUCCAGAGCGACGGCUCCUUCCUUUAUCUCUUAUGCAAAGAUGGGCUGUAUAAAGUGGGCUCAGGAUAUAGUGGAACAGUUAGGGGCCAUGUGUAUAAUUCGACAUCGCGUAUACAAAACCGAAAGGAAAAGAAGUCUUGGUUGGGAUACGCACAGGGAUGUUUGCUGUACAGGGAUCUGAGCAGCCACAGCAUGACCGCAGUAAAGAUCAACCCAGAAACACUGGAGCAAGAGGGAGCAAUCACCAUGCCAGGCCUCCAGGCUGAUGCACAGAACAUUGUUUUUACAGAUGGAGAGUACAUCAAUCAAAUUGCAGCUUGCAGAGAUGAUGGCUUUGUUGUCCGUAUCUAUGCAACAAGCACCGAGCCAGAACUUCAACAAGAGCUGCAGCUGAAGCUGGCCCGAAAAUGUCUCCAUGCUUGUGGGAUAUCCUUGUUUGAUCUGGAGAAAGACCUGCACAUAAUGUGUACAGGGUUUGAUGAGGAGGCUGCAGUUCUGGGAGCCGGCAGAGAGUUUGCUCUCAUGAAAACUGUGAGUGGAAAGAUAUAUUACACUGGCAAGUAUCAGAGCUUGGGAAUCAAACAAGGCGGUCCUUUGGCAGGGAAGUGGGUGGAGCUGCCUAUCACCAAAUCCCCUAAGGUCAUCCAGUUCUCUGUUGGACAUGAUGGUUCACAUGCCUUACUGGUAGCCGAGGAUGGAAGUGUCUUCUUCACUGGGUCCGCCAGCAAAGGAGAGGAUGGAGAAUCAACAAAAAGCAGACGGCAACCAAAACCCUAUAAGCCCAAGAAAAUGCUAAAGGUGGAUGGCAAAACUGCAGUUUACACCGCAUGCAACAAUGGCAGCAGCAGCAUUGUAACAAAAGAUGGAGAGCUGUACAUGUUUGGAAAAGAUGCUGUUUAUAGUGACAGCUCCUGCCAGGUGACUGAUUUGAAAGGACGCUUUGUAACUCAGGUAGCUAUGGGGAAAGCUCAUACCUGUGUGCUGACCAAAGAUGGCGAGGUCUGGACAUUUGGGGUCAACAACAAAGGACAGUGUGGCAGAGACACUGGCUCCAUGAGCCAGGCUGGGAAAGCUGGGUUUGGGAUUGAGAACAUGGCGACGGCGAUGGACGAGGACCUGGAAGAGGAGCUGGACGAGAAGGAAGAGAAGUCCAUGAUGUGUCAGCCUGGCAUGCACAAGUGGAAGCUGGACCAGUGCAUGGUGUGCACGGUCUGUGGAGAUUGCACUGGCUACGGGUCCAGCUGUGUCAGCAGCGGGAGACCAGACAGAGUGCCAGGAGGAAUCUGUGGAUGUGGCUCUGGGGAAUCAGGCUGCUCGGCCUGUGGCUGCUGUAAGGCCUGUGCGAGGGAGCUGGAUGGCCAGGAGGCGAGGCAGAGGGGGAUCUUUGAUGCAGUCAAGGAGAUGAUACCUUUAGACCUGCUGUUAGCUGUCCCUGUUCCUCCAGGAGUGAAUAUUGAAGAACAUAUCCAAAUAAGGCAGGAAGAGAAGAGACAAAGGAUAAAUCGAAGGCACCGACAGGAGGAAGGGAGAGGCCCCCUUGUAUUUCCUGGUCCCAUUUUUAUGAAUCACCGAGAGCAGGCCCUAGCCAGACUUCAGGCACAGCUAAAGCAUAAGCGGGACAAACGCAAAGAUGGCAGUGGGGAGCGAGGAGACAAAGAUGCAAGCAAGAUCACCACUUACCCACCAGGGGCAGUUCGCUUUGACUGUGCGCUCAGAGCGGUCCAAGUUAGCUGUGGAUUCCAUCACUCAGUGGUGUUGAUGGAGAAUGGAGAUGUGUAUACAUUUGGGUAUGGACAACAUGGACAACUUGGGCAGGGCGAUGUGAAUUCCAGGAGUUCUCCUACACUGGUCCAGGCUUUACCAGGACCCAGCAUACAUGUGACAGCAGGAAGUAACCACACGGCGGUUCUUUUAAUGGAUGGUCAAGUCUUCACUUUUGGGAGUUUCUCAAAGGGGCAGCUAGGAAGACCCAUUAUAGACAUGCCAUACUGGAAUGCAAAGCCAUCCCCCAUGCCCAACAUUGGAGCUAAAUAUGGGCGCAAAGCUACGUGGAUUGGUGCCAGUGGUGACCAGACCUUCCUGAGGAUCGAUGAAGCGCUUAUAAAUUCCCAUGUCCUGGCCACAUCAGAAAUUUUUGCCAGCAAACAUAUCAUUGGUCUAGUACCUGCAUCCAAAUCAGAACCACCACCUUUUAAAUGCCUGUUGAUAAAUAAAGUUGAUGGGAGCUGCCGGACGUUCAAUGAUUCUGAACAGGAGGACCUGCAAGGGUUUGGAGUCUGUUUGGAUCCAGUCUACGAUGUGAUUUGGAGAUUCCUCCCAGCUUCCAGAGAGUUUUGGUGCUACAAUGCUGUGAUUGCUGAUGCCAGGAUCCCCACAGCGACAGACGUUCAGUCGAGAUGCAGUGUACUGAGUCCUGAGCUUGCUCUCCCAACUGGGUCUACGGCAACCACUACAAGGUCUCACGGGGCACUACAUAUUCUAGGUUGUCUAGACACGCUGUCAGCAAUGCAGGAGCUGAAAAUGGGAGUUGCCAGUACCGAGGAGGAGACUCAAGCUGUUAUGAAGGUUUACUCCAAAGAAGAUUACAGCGUAGUCAAUCGAUUUGAAAGUCAUGGUGGUGGGUGGGGGUAUUCAGCCCAUUCUGUAGAAGCCAUUCGCUUCUGUGCAGAUGCAGAUAUCUUACUGGGGGGUCUUGGACUGUUCGGUGGGAGAGGGGAAUAUACGGCAAAGAUAAAGCUUUUUGAGCUGGGGCCUGAUGGAGGAGACCAUGAAACAGAUGGAGACCUUCUAGCUGAGACUGAUGUUCUGGCUUAUGAUUGCGCAGCUAGAGAGAAGUAUGCCAUGAUGUUUGAUGAGCCAGUGCUGCUGCAGUCUGGCUGGUGGUAUGUUGCUUGGGCUCGAGUAUCGGGGCCGAGCAGUGACUGUGGUUCCCAUGGACAGGCAACCAUCACCACCGACGAUGGUGUGGUUUUCCAGUUUAAGAGCUCCAAAAAGUCGAAUAACGGUACAGAUGUAAACGCAGGUCAGAUUCCUCAGCUGUUAUACAGGCUUCCAUCAAAUGAUGGCAAUGCAGCAAAAGGAAAGCAGCAAACCAGUGAGCCCGUACACAUUCUGAAGAGAUCGUUUGCAAGGACUGUUUCUGUAGAGUGCUUUGAGUCCUUGCUGAGCAUCCUUCACUGGAGCUGGACCACACUGGUUCUGGGUGUGGAGGAGCUGCGAGGACUGAAGGGAUUCCAGUACACCGCUACUCUGCUGGACCUGGAGAGACUGCGCUUCGUGGGCACCUGCUGCCUCCGACUGCUGCGGGUCUACAUCUGUGAGAUCUACCCCAUAUCAGCGAGCACAAAGUCAGCAGUGGAUGAAUCCAGCAAAUUGGCAGAUUGCGUUGGGAAGACUCGAAGUCUCCUGAGGAAGAUCCUGUCCGAAGGAGUAGAUAACUGCAUGAUCAAGCUGGACAAUGACCCGGAAGGCUACCUUAGCCAGCCCCUGAUUCUCCUGGAAGCUGUUCUGCAGGAGUGCCAUCAUACAUUCACAGCCUGUUUCCAUUCCUUCUACCCAACACCGGCCCUGCAGUGGGCUUGUCUGUGUGACCUGCUAAACUGUUUGGAUCAGGACAUCCAGGAAGCGAACUUCAGGACAUCAAGUAGUCGACUUCUUGCUGCAGUAAUGUCAGCCCUGUGCAAUACCUCAGUGAAACUGACCUCCAUCCUCCCCAUUGCCUAUGACGGAGAAGUGCUGCUGCGUUCCCUUGUCAAGCAGGUCAGCACUGAGAACGAUUCUGCUCUGGCACACAGAUUCCCCCUGCUGGUAGCACACAUGGAGAAACUUAGCCAUGCCGAGGAGAACCCCAUGGGUAUGACUAGUUUCCGGGAAGUACUGGAGAAGAUGUUGGUGAUUGUGGUGCUUCCAGUGAGAAAGAGCCUGCGGAAGGAGGUGGAGCUCUUCUCCCCACACCUUGUCUCCAACACCUGUGGCCUCCUGGCCAGCAUUGUGAGUGAGCUCACUGCAUCAGCACUGGGCUCAGAGGUGGAUGGGCUCAACUGUCUCCAUUCAGUGAAAUCCACCCCAAACCGCUUCACUAAAACAAGCCAAGGAAGAAGCUGGAACACUGGGAACGGAUCCCCAGAUGCCAUCUGCUUCACCGUGGAUAGGCAUGGGGUGGUGCUCGUGGGGUUCUGUGUGUAUGGUGGAGGUGGCGUCCAUGAAUACGAGCUGGAGGUUCUGGCUGAUGAUGCACAGACUGAGCACCCAGGAGAUUCAGCUCAUUCACACAGGUGGACAUCUUUGGAGAUGGUGAAAGGGACCUACACCACUGACGACUCCCCCAGUGAUAUAGCUGAAAUCAGGCUGGACAAAGCUGUACCAUUAAAGGAAAGUGUCAAAUAUGCAGUCCGUUUAAGAAACUAUGGAAGUCGCACCGCUAAUGGAGAUGGAGGCAUGACCACAGUGCAGUGUACAGAUGGUGUGACGUUUACAUUCAGCACCUGCAGUCUCAGCAGUAACGGCACCAAUCAAACACGAGGACAGAUUCCACAAAUACUUUACUACAGGAGUGAGUAUGAUGGGGAUCUACAGAGUCAGUUAGUCAGUAAAGCCAAUGAAGAGGACAAGAACUGCAACAGGUCUUUGUCUGUAGUGAGUGUUGUGAUUCAAGCCGCCAAAGACCUGCUUCACAGGGCAUUCGCUGUCGAUGCUGAAGACAUUCCAGAAUUGUUGAGUUCCUCCAGCCUGUUUUCCAUGCUGCUUCCCCUCAUAUUGGCUUAUAUCGGACCAGUGGCAGCUUCAGUUCCAAAGGCUGCUGUUGAGGUAUUUGGACUAGUUCAGGAACUGCUUCCAGCUGUUUCUGCUUUGAAUCAGAAAUAUGCUCCACCUGCUUUCAACCCAAAUCAAUCCACAGACAGCACCACAGGGAACCAGCCAGAGCAGGGGCUUUCAGCAAGUACCACCUCCAACCACUACUCCGUCACCGAGAGCGACCACCCGUACAAACAAGCUAGUGUCACCCAGUACAAGGUGUCUUUUCCUGAUUGUGUGCAAUGGAUGACCAUUGAGUUUGACCCCCAGUGUGGUACAGCACAGCCUGAAGAUGUGCUCCGUUUGAUGAUUCCAAGCAAACCCCUGCAGGUCCCUGGGUUUGGAUCGAAACACUCGACACACGAGAGCUUAAACACCUGGACAGAGCUGAAGAAAUUCUCUGGCUCAUGUGGAUGGCCCACUACAGUGUUGGUGCUGCCAGGCAAUGAAGCUCUUUUCUCCUUGGAGACUGCUUCAGACUAUGUGAAAGAUGAGAAGGCUAGCUUUUAUGGUUUCAAGUGUGUUGCUGUGGGAUAUGAAUUCAAUCCUGGGUCAGAUGAGGGUAUUAUACAACUUGAGAAGGAGCUUGCAUACUUGGGGAGUGUAUGUGCGGCUGCUCUUAUGAAAAAGGACCUUGCAUUGUCAAUAGGCAACGAACUGGAAGAAGAUCUUGAAAUACUUGAAGAGGCGUCUUUGCAGGUUUGUAAGGCUCAUGCAGGUAUUCUUGGGAAAGGCUUGGCUCUGUCACGGUCACCUUCUAUUCUUGAAGCUCUGGAAGGUAACCUUCCCCUCCACCUGCAAAGCAAUGAGCAUUCGUUUCUCGAGGACUUUAUCACUUGUGUCCAAAACUCCAGUGGUGGGCGCCUAGCCAGGUGGUUACAACCAGAUUCCUAUGCAGACCCACAGAAAACCUCAUUGCUUCUCAACAAGGAUGACAUUAAAUGUGGAUGGCCAACCACUGUUACAGUGCAGACCAAAGACCAAUACGGAGAUGUAGUGCAUGUUCCAAAUAUGAAGGUGGAGGUGAAGGCCGUCCCUGUAUCCCAGAAAAAGUCUCUUCAGCAGGGGAGCAUUCGGAAGCUCCAGCGGAUUCCGGGGAGCCCUGCCUCAGCAGCGUCUGGGGCUGACAUGACCUUCGGGGGGCUCCCUGCACCCAAACUGGAGGCCACCUAUGAGCCAAUGAUUGUCAAAGAGGCCCGCUACAUUGCCAUAACUAUGAUGAAGGCUUAUGAAAACUAUUCCUUUGAAGAGCUUCGAUUUGCUUCUCCAACACCCAAGAGGCCAAGUGAGAACAUGUUGAUCAGAGCCAACACUGACGGCACCUACGGGGCAAACUGGACUCCUGGAGCUGUGGGCCUUUACACCAUCCAUGUCACAAUAGAUGGUAUAGAAAUAGAUGCUGGGUUAGAAGUGGAAGUCAAGGAUCCACCAAAGGGGAUGAUACCUCCUGGAGCUCAGAUAGUCAAACCUAAAGCAGAGCCUCAGCCAAGCAAGGUUCGCAAAUUUGUGGCCAAGGACAGCGCAGGGCUUCGUGUCCGUAGCCACCCCUCUCUACAGAGUGAACAGAUAGGCAUAGUCAAGGUCAAUGGAACCAUCACUUUCAUUGAUGAGAUCCACAAUGAUGAUGGUGUAUGGCUGAGACUGAAUGAUGAGACUGUAAAGAAGUAUGUUCCCAACAUGAAUGGGUACACUGAAGCCUGGUGCCUCUCUUUUAACCAACAUCUGGGCAGGAGCCUUCUGGUCCCUGUUGACUAUGUCUUUAAUGCUAGCCAUGGAGUCAGGGAUAUCGACUUUUUAUCUGGGAGUUCCAAAUCUUUGUGUCCCCAGGAGUCCAGAAUGCAUUCUGAUGAUUAUUUUAAGGAGGUCAAUGCUCGGCGCUCCCAUGAAGUGUCCGUGAGAGAGCAGGACAGGCUGUGCCUGCAUGGCGGACCAGGCGUUUAUAAGGUAGUGAAGACUGGACCCUCGGGUCACAACAUCAGAAGCUGCCCUAACCUUAGAGGUAUCCCAAUUGGAAUGUUAGUUCUGGGAAACAAAGUCAAGGCGGUAGGCGAGGUGACAAACUCAGAAGGCACUUGGGUGCAGUUGGAUAAGAACAGUAUAGUGGAGUUUUGUGAAAGUGAUGAAGGAGAGGCCUGGUCUCUUGCGAGAGAUCGGGGAGGCAAUCAGUACCUUCGACAUGAAGAGGAGCAAGUAAUAUUGGAUCAAGGAGCACAAACACCACCUCCAAGUCCUUUCUCUAUUCAAGCUUUCAAUAGGGAUGCUGCUGCCAACGGUGCCCAAGGAUAUGACUAUGGGAUUUCAAAUAAUAAAGGUGACCAGUUGAGUGCCAUACUGAAUUCUGUUCAGUCUCGGCCUUUCCUCCCAGCUCCCUCCGUAUUUGAGCAAGCUGCCAAACCUCCCUCUUCCCUUGUCCACAGCCCAUUUGUGUUUGGACAGUCCCUUUCCUUCCAGCAGCCUCAGCCUCAACCACAGCUUCCGAACGCUUCAUCUCGCAACCUUGCUUCACGUGAGCGUGUGCACAAAAGUAGCAGUGUAGCUGGGCCAGGCUCUGCUCGCUCAUCACUAGCUCACAAAAAAAAGGGUGAAAGAGGGAAUUUAGCAACAGCUGCUAUGCCUUUAUCUCCUGCUGGGAAGUUAGACCUACCUGGGAAACACAAAACAGAAAGUAGAUCCCCAAAAUUGGAUGGCCGUGUUAGCAGAGUCUCUGCUGACCAAGUAAAGAUGAAGAACACAGAAAGCAUGUCUGCCAGUGAAUCCCUCGUACUGAAAUCUGACACGGCUAAGUUGAGGUCGGACUCUCACAGCAGGUCGCUGUCUCCGAACCACAAUACCCUUCAGGCACUGAAAGCCGACAGAACCUCAGGAUUAAGGGCAGAAUCACCUACCCCAGGAUCCAGGUCCUCUUCUCCAAAACCAAAGGCUUUGUUAUCUGGCAGAUCCAGUCCCUCCAGCACUAGUUCUCCAAGAUCGACAUCCCCGUACGAAAAGAACCUACCUCAAAUAGUCAGCUCAUCUUCAAAAUCCAAACUGGAUCCACCUAGGGAGAGGUCAAAGUCUGACUCAUAUACCCUAGAUCCUGACACCCUCCGUAAGAAAAAACCUCCCCUAACUGAGCCUCUACGUGGACGUUCCACCUCACCCAAACCAAAAAUCCCACCAAAAGAUGGGAAAGCUGGUGACAAUGAUGAAAACCGAGCUCCCUCUCCCCACGUGGUACAGGAAAACCUGCACAGUGAGGUGGUAGAGGUCUGCACCUCCAGCACUCUGGCAUCCAGCAAUGAUGAUGGUAAUGAUGAAAACCCCGAUGCCAGAAACAUUGAAGAAGGCUCCUCAAAAGUCCACUUCAGCAUAGGGAAAGCUCCAGUUAAGGAAGAGCAAGAAACCAGGUCAUCCCCCAAAGUCAGCCGCAAGACAACUGGCCGACAUGUAAGGCCCAAGAAAGAGAAAUCUGGUCCCUUCUUUAAGGGUGAGAAUGCCCGCCUGGUGGAGCCCGCCAAGCAAGCUAUGUCACCAUCAGUAGCCGAGUGUGCCCGUGCAGUAUUUGCAGCUUUUCUUUGGCAUGAGGGCAUUGUUCAUGAUGCCAUGGCCUGCUCAUCCUUCUUAAAGUUCAAUCCUGAGCUCACAAAGGAGCAUGCACCUAUAAGGAGCAGCCUUAGCAGCCAGCAAGCCAUGGAUGAGAAGGAAAACAAGCUGAAGAACAGGCACUCCCUAGAGAUCUCCUCUGCCUUGAACAUGUUCAACAUCUCUCCCCACGGGCCUGACAUUUCAAAAAUGGGCAGCAUCAACAAGAAUAAGGUCCUCUCCAUGCUCAAGGAACCUCCACUGCCAGAGAAGUGUGAGGAUGGGAAGGCUGAAACAGUAAUCUACGAGACCUGUAGUCAAACAACCACAAAGACAAAGUCCCCUCUUCCACUGACCUUACAGCACCUUGUGGCUUUUUGGGAAGACAUCUCCAUGGCCACCAUCAAAGCUGCCACCCAGAACAUGAUCUUCCCCAGCCCUGGUUCCAGUGCCAUUCUGAAGAAAAAGGAGAAUGAGAAAGAUGGCAAGAAAUCCAAAAAGGAGAAAAAGAAGAAGGAGAAGGCUGAUGUUCGGCCAAGAGGAAAUCUCUUUGGAGAGAUGGCCCAACUUGCUAUGGGUGGGCCAGAGAAAGACACCAUUUGUGAGCUGUGUGGAGAAUCUCAUCCCUACCCUGUGACCUACCACAUGAGACAAACCCAUCCAGGUUGUGGUCGGUAUGCUGGAGGACAAGGCUAUAAUAGCAUUGGACACUUCUGUGGAGGCUGGGCAGGUAACUGUGGAGAUGGAGGAAUUGGAGGCAGCACAUGGUAUUUAGUGUGUGACCGCUGCAGGGAAAAAUACCUCCGCGAGAAGCAAACAGCAGCAAGAGAAAAGCUUUCUGGCCAUCAGGUGAAGCAGUCGAGGAAAAAACCAAUGCAGGUCAAGACCCCCCGAGCCCUCCCCACCAUGGAGGCUCACCAAGUCAUCAAAGCCAACGCCCUGUUCCUGCUGUCCCUGAGUAGUGCCGCGGAGCCCAACAUGCUCUGUCACCAUCCACCCAAACCCUUCCACACCCAUCUACCCAGCCUCAAGGAGGGUGUCUCUGAGGAGAUUCCCAACAAGAUUGGCUGUCUCUACCUGCAGACUCUCGCACGACAACAUUCAGAGAAUUUUGGUGGCUACCAUGAUGAUAAUCUUUUCCAAGACGAGAUGAGGUACUUGCGAUCAACCUCAGUCCCAGCCCCUUAUAUAUCAGUCACUCCAGAUGCCAGCCCCAAUGUCUUUGAGGAGCCUGAAAGCAAUAUGAAAUGCUUGCCUCACAGUUUGGAGACAAGCCCCAUUACUGACAGCGACACAGCCAAGCGCACAGUAUUUCAAAGGUCCUACUCAGUGGUGGCAUCCGAAUAUGACAAGCAGAACUCCACCUCCACUGCUCGAGUGAAGGCCAUUCCCAGACGCAGAGUCAACAGUGGAGAUGCAGAAGUGGGCUCUUCUCUCCUGCGACACCCCUCCCCGGAGCUCUCACGGCUGAUAUCUGCCCACGGUUCACUCAGUAAAGGGGAGCGUAAUUUCCAGUGGCCUGUCCUGGCCUUUGUCAUCCAGCACCACGACCUGGAAGGACUGGAAGUGGCGAUGAGGCAUGCCUUGAGGAAGUCUGCCUGCAGAGUGUUUGCAAUGGAGGCUUUUAACUGGCUGCUGUGUAACGUCAUCCAGACCACCUCUCUCCAUGACAUCCUGUGGCAUUUUGUGGCAUCCCUGACCCCUUCUCCCUGUGAGCCAGAAGAGGAGGAGGACGAAGAAAACAAAGCAAACAAGGAAAAUGCUGAACAGGAGAAAGACACACGUGUGUGUGAGCACCCCCUGUCCGAUAUCGUGAUUGCAGGAGAAGCAGCUCAUCCUCUGCCCCACACCUUUCAUCGGCUCCUGCAGACCAUCUCAGACCUUAUGAUGUCUCUGCCUAGCGGCAGCUCCCUGCAGCAGAUGGCCCUUAGAUGCUGGAGUCUGAAGUUCAAGCAGUCUGAUCAUCAGUUCUUGCACCAGAGCAAUGUCUUUCACCACAUCAACAACAUCCUAUCCAAAUCUGAUGAUGGAGACAGUGAGGAAAGCUUCAACAUCAGUGUGCAGUCUGGAUAUGAAGCCACUAACCAGGAGCUGUGUGUUGUCACCUGCCUGAAAGAUCUUACGAGCAUCGUUGACAUCAAGACCUCCAGCCGGCCAGCCAUGAUCGGCAGCCUAACAGAUGGGUCCACAGAAACCUUCUGGGAGUCAGGGGACGAGGAUAAGAACAAGACCAAGAGCAUCAGCAUCAGCUGUGUGAAGGGAAUAAACUCCCGCUACGUCUCUGUGCAUGUGGACAACUCAAGGGACAUCGGAAACAAAGUCACGUCCAUGACUUUCCUUUAUGGAAAGGCAGUUGAAGAUCUCUGCAGAAUUAAACAGGUGGACCUGGACUCCAGACAUAUCGGCUGGGUCACCAGCGAGCUCCCCAGGGUUGAUGCUCAGAUUGUGAAAAUUGAGCUGAAGGGACCAGAGAACACCCUGCGAGUGCGACAGGUCAAAGUGCUGGGGUGGAAGGACGGGGAGAGCAUCAAAAUCGCUGGACAGAUUUCAGCUAGUAUGGCGCAGCAGAAGAACUGCGAGGCAGAAACCCUUAGAGUUUUCCGUCUGAUCACAUCGCAGGUGUUCGGAAAACUUAUCUGUGGGGAUGCAGAGCCAACUCCAGAACAGGAGGAGAAGAACUUACUGUCUUCUCCUGAAGGAGAGGACAAGGCUACAUCUGAUGCAGACUUGAAGGAGCACAUGGUUGGGAUUAUAUUCAGCAGGAGUAAGCUGACAAACCUUCAGAAGCAGGUGUGUGCUCAUAUUGUGCAGGCAAUUCGAAUGGAAGCCACCCGUGUUCGUGAGGAGUGGGAGCACGCCAUCUCCAGCAAGGAGAACGCCAACUCUCAGCCCAGCGAUGAAGACGCCUCCUCGGACGCAUACUGCUUCGAGCUGCUGUCCAUGGUGCUGGCACUGAGCGGCUCCAACGUGGGUAGGCAGUACUUAGCCCAACAGCUGACUCUGCUGCAGGAUCUCUUCUCCCUGCUCCACACCGCUUCCCCCAGGGUGCAGAGACAGGUGACCUCUCUGUUGAGGCGUGUCCUCCCUGAGGUGACCCCGGCUCGCCUGGCCAGUAUAAUCGGGGUGAAGGCCCUCCCUCCUGCAGAUAUCAGCGACAUCAUUCACUCCACAGAAAAGGGAGAUUGGAACAAGCUGGGUAUCCUGGACAUGUUCCUGGGCUGCAUUGCCAAAGCGCUCACUGUACAACUGAAAGCCAAGGGAACCACUAUAGCUGGGACUGCAGCAGGAAAAGGAGUCACCACAGUGACACUGCCCAUGAUCUUCAACUCCAGCUAUAUUAUGCGAGGCGAGAGUCACUGGUGGAUGAAGGGCUCCACUCCACCCCAGAUUGCUGAGAUCAUUAUCAAACUGGUCAAGGACAUGGCAUCAGGGCACCUGUCUGAGGCCUGGUCCCGGGUCACAAAGAAUGCCAUUGCUGAGACCAUCAUUGCUUUAACCAAAAUGGAGGAAGAACACAGAUCACCAGUGCGCUGCAUUGCAACUACCAGGCUAUGGCUGGCCCUGGCUUCCCUUUGUGUACUGGACCAGGACCAUGUGGACAGGCUUUCUUCUGGCAGGUGGAUGGGUAAAGAUGGGCAACAGAAGCAAAUGCCUAUGUGUGAUAACCAUGACGAUGGGGAGACUGCUGCUAUCAUCCUGUGUAACAUGUGUGGAAACCUGUGUACUGACUGUGACCGAUUCCUCCACCUCCACAGACGCACCCGCUCACAUCAGAGACAGGUGUUCAAGGAAGAGGAAGAGGCUAUUAAAGUGGAUCUUCAUGAAGGCUGUGGAAGGACCAAGCUGUUCUGGCUAAUGGCUCUAGCAGAUUCUAAAACCAUGAAGGCAAUGGUAGAGUUCAGGGAACAUACAGGCAAGCCUGCAUCCAGCAGCUCGGAGGCUUGUCGUUUCUGUGGCACGAGGAAUGGAACGGAGCUGUCAGCUGUGGGAAGUGUGUGCUCUGACGCAGACUGUCAGGAGUAUGCAAAAACUGCGUGCAGCAAGACUCAUCCCUGUGGCCACCCAUGUGGAGGGGUUAAGAAUGAGGACCAGUGUCUGCCCUGCCUGCAUGGCUGUGACAAGAGCACAUCCUGCCUCAAACAGGAUGCUGAUGACAUGUGCAUGAUCUGUUUUACUGAAGCACUGUCGGCGGCACCAGCAGUUCAAUUGGAUUGCAGUCACGUGUUCCAUCUUCAGUGUUCCAGGCGAGUUCUGGACAACCAAUGGCUUGGUCCAAGAAUAACAUUUGGAUUCAUGUCUUGUCCUAUCUGCAAGAAAAAAAUCAAUCAUUUAAUGUUGAAGGACCUGCUGGAUCCCAUCAAAGAACUGUAUGAAGAUGUGAGAAGAAAAGCUCUCAUGAGGUUAGAAUAUGAAGGGCUACACAAGAGUGAAGCCAUCACUACCCCUGGGGCUCGGUUUCACAGUGAUCCUGCUGGCUUUGCCAUGAACAGAUAUGCUUACUAUGUCUGCUACAAGUGUAAAAAGGCCUACUUUGGAGGUGAGGCACGCUGUGAUGCAGAGGCUGGACAAGGUGAUGACUAUGACCCUCGAGAGCUCAUCUGUGGAGCUUGCUCGGAUGUUUCAAGAGCCCAGAUGUGCUCCAAACAUGGUACAGACUUCCUGGAGUACAAAUGCCGCUACUGUUGCUCAGUGGCUGUCUUUUUUUGCUUUGGCACAACACAUUUCUGUAACGCUUGCCAUGACGACUUUCAGAGGAUGACCAGUGUAUCCAAGGAGGAGCUUCCACACUGCCCUGCAGGUCCGAAAGGUAAACAGCUGGAAGGCUCAGAGUGCCCACUACAUGUUGUGCAUCCCCCGACAGGGGAGGAGUUUGCACUGGGCUGUGGGGUCUGCAGAAACGCUCACACUUUUUGAACAAGCAUGCUGUUUCCCAGCAGAACCAUCCUUCCACAUUUAAGCCUCUGGGAACCUCUCAACUGAUCCCAAAGGCAGGUCAGUCAAAGACCGGCAGAGCAAGCGAAGAAACCCCAGAAUUAAGAGGAAAUAGACAGCGUCCUGGAUGUGGGAGACCCAGUGCAUCUUCAGGACUUUUAAAAACUUGUGACAUGUUUGCAUGCAGCCGUUGUAACCCUCGGCUCCUAUAAACGUUGCACGCCUCUUAAUCACCGAGGCAUAACGAUGCUUUCAAAAUAAAACCUGUUCAUGGCAAUUGUGGAGCAACAUAAAAAAUAAAUCAGUAAUGCCAGCUUCCUAACUAUGAAUACAAAUAAAGAUAAUGUUAUAUGUAUACUGCUGGGUUUUUUUUUUUGUAAUCCUGUACAGUAUUCCCAACUGUUGACUGCAUAACGGGCAAAAAAAGUGUCUUGUCUGGUUUAUGAGUAUAGCCUGUUGAGAAUGUGUUCUGUUAGGAAGGCAUAUAGUGUACGAUUUAUCUCAUGUUGUAUAUAAUGAUGGUAUCCAAAAUAGGUGUAUUCUGAAUUCGCUACUUUACACUUCAGUUUCAUUUAAUCUUCUGGGUUAUGUUUUGAGCCUGAAAUUUUAAUGAAGUGCAAUACUGGGUGUUCCUCCUAUCUUGCAGCUGUAAACAUAUGGAAUGUAUAUGUCAAUAAAGCCGCUGUACAUUUUUAUACAGUGAAAAGGCUA